Penicillium odoratum is the source of this 1818-nucleotide messenger RNA. RefSeq lists its product as uncharacterized. Gene Ontology annotation, cellular component: cytoplasm; nucleus. The transcript has 7 exons. The coding region runs from base 1 to 1818 and encodes 605 amino acids. The record is from RefSeq and is a predicted model, not a curated record. Gene Ontology annotation, molecular function: ATP hydrolysis activity; ATP binding; AMP kinase activity. NCBI's taxonomy places the organism in Eukaryota, Fungi, Ascomycota, Eurotiomycetes, Eurotiales, Aspergillaceae.
AUGGAUCCUUCUCACCCGUGCUGUCCUUUCUGCCCCUUCUCUGAUUGCGAUGCAAACUUUGUGGCAGAGCAUAUUGAAUAUUGCCAUCCAGAAAAUGGAACCCAGGAGCCAGUCCCGCACUCUCUCAGUGGACCAAGUCCAUCUCCACAACCGAACUCUGAAGAAUCAGACAAGUAUGUAGACUGUCCUCAUGGAUGUGGGGAAAUAGUCACCACCACCGAGCUGUCCACUCAUCUAGAUCUUCACGUUGCAGAAGGUAUUGCGCUGGAUGAGUGUGGAUCAGCCCAGUCACCGUUGGAUGCAGAAUCAGGCUUGAGUGACCAUGAUAUCUCCUCCGACCCAGAAGACUCCUUCGGUCGAAUGACCGCGAGGAAAGGGGGGAAACGAGGCCCGGAUUGGGACUUUGCACAACCCAGUUCCUCCAAGACAGAUCAUGCGCGUAGUUCCUCAAGAACAGUGGGCCCAGACGGUGCAAGGCGAUUGGGGCACUCAGAACUAGGCCCUCAUGCCCAUGAGAAGAAGAUGCCCUCAUGGCUGAAGAAGAUGCUAGAGAAGGGUGGUCGCACCUCGAAACAGACCCAGAUCACAGCGGACGGCAGGCUAAGUCGGUAUACAACAGUGGAAAAUGAGACAGAUCAUCUGAUUCCCACUAUUGCAAAACUUUGUGAGCAGGAUAGCUCCGUUCAGCGGGCUUUUCUGUGUUCUCCCAAGGUCCGCCAUGUCUGCAAAAUGCCUCGUGAGGGCGGGUUCUGUGGGUACCGGAACAUUCAGAUGUUGGUGUCUUAUCUCAGGAAAUCUCAAAGCCCAGGUCAUGAGAACUUUAUGCAUGGUAUUCCCACCAUUCUGGAGCUACAAGACAAAAUCGAGCUCGCCUGGGACAAGGGAUUCAACAGUACAGGAAGAACGGAGACUGGAGGCAUUCGAGGCACACGAAAAUUCAUCGGGACACCAGAGAAUAGCAAUUUGCGAGCCUAUGACUCUUUGUACAUGGAUGUCGCCGCCUACUUUCGGUCAGCCUGUACUCUAGAAGAUGAAAAGAGAGUGUAUAAAACAGAUUUGCCUCCCAUUUAUUUUCAACAUCAUGGACAUUCCAUGACGAUCAUUGGAUUUGAAAUUCGUGACAACGGCAGUGCCAAUCUACUGGUAUUUGACCCUAUGUUCAAGACCUCACCCGCCAUGCUUCGCCUCAUUGGAACGUCUGCCCAAUCCAAAAACCCUGGUCGGUUACUCAAAGCGUACCGAAGAGGCGCAUCUUAUCUCCAGAAGUAUAAAAUGUUUGAAUUGCUCAAGAUGAGAACCUCUCCGAAUGUGAUCGUCACCGGCACCCCUGGGGUGGGCAAGACCGUGCACUGCGAGCAGCUGGCGCAGGAGAUCGGCUUGAAGCAUCUGUCCGUGAAUCAGGUUGCCAAGGACCGCGACUGCUACGAAACAUACGAUGAGGAGCGGAAGAGCUGGGUUGUUGAUGAGGAUAAGUUAUUGGAUGCAAUUGAAGAUGAAGUCUUGCAGGGCGGGUACUUGAUUGACUGGCACGCCUGUGAUCUCUUCCCCAAGUCGUGGAUUGAUCUCGUUGUGGUCCUCCGCUGUCCCUCGACCGCCGUUCACUACGACCGUCUUGCCUCCCGGGGUUAUCACGAAGAAAAGCUGCAGGAAAACUUGGACGCGGAGAUCUUUGGUGUCCUUCUUGAAGAGGCCCGCGAGGCAUUUGACGAGGAAAUUGUGGUGGAAUUGAAUAGCGAAGAGGAUGGUGACGUCGACAACAACUGCGCCAGAGUGGCCCAGUGGGUCGAUAACUGGAAGAAACAGCAUGGCGCCGAGUGA